Oryzias latipes (Japanese medaka) is the source of this 3007-nucleotide messenger RNA. Its product is annotated as WD repeat-containing protein 20. Gene Ontology annotation, molecular function: protein binding. The record is from RefSeq and is a predicted model, not a curated record. Lineage: Eukaryota; Metazoa; Chordata; Actinopteri; Beloniformes; Adrianichthyidae.
AAGCACAGAAAGGGUGAUUGCAUAAAAAUUGUAUGUUAUAUUAAAAAAAGCUCAUAACACAUUAAAAUGUUAAUAUUAAGACUUUUCCAGAUGGUUCCACCAAGACACAUUCGUUUUACGCAUGCGCAGUGGUUUUCUCACGUUUGUCGAUUUGCGCAUGCGCUGUGCAACAUCCGGGUCUGGGUCGAGGAUGGGCGCCAGGUUUCAAGAUGGCGGCGGAGGGAGGAGGGAAGGAGGUAAACGACGUUAAAAGCCAGUUCAGCACUCGGGAAGGAGUCUACAGGCUUCUCACUCACUCCGAGUACAGCCGCCCCAACCGGAUGCCGUUUAACUCACAGGGCUCCAACCCUGUCAAGGUCUCCUUCGUCAACGUUAACGAUCAGUCCGGCAACGACGGAGAGCGGAUCUGCUUCAAUGUUGGCCGAGAGCUUUACUUUUACAUUUACAAAGGUGUCCGAAAGGCCUCUGAUCUUAGCAAGCCAAUUGACAAGAGGAUUUACAAGGGGACGCAGCCAACGUGUCAUGACUUCAACGCCCUCACAGCAACGGCAGAAAGCGUCUCCCUGUUGGUGGGCUUCUCUGCUGGUCAGGUGCAGCUCAUCGACCCAAUCAAGAAGGAAACCAGCAAGCUCUUCAAUGAGGAGAGGCUUAUCGACAAGUCCAGGGUAACGUGCGUCCGAUGGGUUCCCGAUUCCGAGAACCUGUUCCUGGUCGCUCACUGCAGCGGCACCAUGUACCUGUACAACGCAGAAAACACCUGUGGGACCACGGCGCCUCACUAUCAGCUCCUCAAACAGGGGGAGGACUACGCUGUGCACACCUGCAAGAGCAAGUCCACCCGAAACCCACUGCUGCGCUGGACGGUGGGCGAGGGGGCGCUCAACGAAUUUGCGUUCUCUCCAGAUGGAAAGUUUCUGGCAUGUGCCAGCCAGGACGGCUUCCUGAGGGUGUUUGGGUUCGACGCAGCAGAACUUCACGGAACAAUGAAGAGCUACUUUGGCGGCUUGCUGUGUGUGUGCUGGAGCCCCGAUGGGCGGUACAUUGUGGCGGGGGGCGAGGACGAUCUGGUCACCGUGUGGUCGUUCCAGGACUGCAAAGUGGUGGCGCGGGGCCACGGUCACAAAUCCUGGGUGAGCGUGGUGGCGUUUGAUCACUGCAUCACCAGCGUGGAGGACGGUGAUCCCGCCGGCGAAUUCAAGGGCAGCGAGGAAGACGUGCAUGAGCAGGAGGGAAGGGAGCGGGCAAGUAGCACGCACUCCCUGCUCUCGCAGACAAACUCUACAGAUCAUCCCAUAAGCGCCACUUACAGGUUUGGCUCUGUGGGACAGGACACUCACCUGUGUCUGUGGGAUCUGACGGAGGACGUUCUCUUUCCCCACCUCCCUUUGUCACGCACCAGGACGCACACGAACAUCAUGAAGUCCACAAGUCUCGCAGGAAGCGGGCAAACAAACACUACUUUAUCCAAAGCUAAGGAUAAUGGAAGCAAUAGUACAAGCACUGAAAACCCAGCUAAUUGCCUUCCCAACUCGCUACCUCGGUCCCACAGCUUAUCGCACUCAGAAGACGGCACUCCCAACAGUCACCGAAGCAGCAACCCCACCACCAAAGGCAGCAGCAUCAUGGACGGCUCCUUCAUCGCCUCCAGCGUCAGCCGGUUUGCAACGCUGUCCUUCGACUCUCGCAAGGAACGCCGUGACAAGGAGCACCAGCGGAACCACAGCAUGGGCUACGUCAGCAUCAAGAGCGGCGACAAGAUCAGCCAAAGCGCCUCCACCCGCACCACCAAAUCCCAGCCGGCCAAUACGCUGGGAACCACGCUGUGCCCUCACAUGAAAGAGGUGCCCCUCCUGGAGCCUCUGGUGUGCAAGAAGAUCGCCCACGAGAGACUUACUGUGCUAAUCUUUCUGGAGGACUGUCUGGUAACAGCGUGCCAGGAGGGCUUCGUGUGCACGUGGGCGCGGCCGGGCAAAAUGGAACUGCUCUCAUCUCAGAACAACCCGGCCAGCUCCCCCGGCGGGACAGUGGUUUAGUCCAGUUUCUGUCACCGUGGGCUGCUGUUGUUCUGGGUGUUGGAGGAAACACUAACAUUUGGAAAUACAAACACUUUCAGGCAGGGGGUGGGGGCGGGGGCGGGGGUGGUCUCUCUGAGGGAACGUCCCACCUUGAGAUUAAAAAUGAACCCUCCCUCCCUUCCUAAAAACGAACAACUCUUCUUUUUCUGCAGGCGGCUCCACAAACUUCAGCUGCAGUGACACUUUACUAGUUUUCUUAGAAAUCUCAAAGUCCAUCUUUAAGGUGGAGUUUUGCACAACUUCCGCGUCUUGGCGUUGGGGUCGUGCGAUCACUGAUGUGGGGGUUCAGAUGCCUGUUGGGUCGUUCCGGCUUCGUGCUAAGUGAUGCAAUCAGAGUUUUUACUUAGUUUGCACUUAAAAAGAAAAUGUUAAGGAGAAUAGCUCCCUUCUUUUGUGAGGACUCUUUGACACGGACAAACACAUCUUUGUACCUGUUGAACCUUUAUUUUAUGAUUGUUUGAGAGGAUGUUUGUAAAUACUGUAAAUGAUUUAUGGGGAGAUGAUCUUUAUCGGAGUAGUUUUCAGAUCUUUGUGUGAGAAAAUAGGAAUAUUUCUAACAGGUAAAGUAAUAUUUAAAGGACUCUUGAGUAUGCAAGUGAGCAUGUCUGUUUCUGAUGUGCAGAGAGAGACUUCAGGUGUAUUUUUCUUAAGAAAAGCUUCAGUGAGUGCUUGCUUGGACAUCAACCACCUCUCCCAGCUCAGGUGAUUCUAGUGUAACUCCACCUCCUCUUACCUGAAGGCUCUCAUCCAUCAACAUACUUGGGAGUUCUCCUCAAACCCGGCGUGCUCUGCAGGCAGGCCUGCUGAAUUCUGCUCUGCAGAAUGUCGCCCCCUGCUGGCAAUGAACCUGUAAACCUAGCAGCCACAUAGGAAAAAGCCUUUACCCUCAUCGGAUGCCUAUUAAAAGAUUUCUUUUCUUUUUUUUACCAGCA